AUGAGUAAUAAGGCCAUGUUUGAGGCUCUUGACAGAACCCCCCAAGAUUUGCGUCACAAUACAAGAAUAAUGGGUGGAGCUACGUUUCUCAUGGCAGGAGAUUUUCGACAAACUCUUCCUGUUGUCCGAGCAAGCACUCGAGCCAAUGAGGUUAAUGCACGUAUAAAGCAUUCUUAUGUGUGGCACAGUGUAAUCAGUCGCCAUCUUCAAACAAACAUGAGAGUCCACCUACGUGGUGAUGUGGAGUCUGAGGCUUUCGCAAAACAGCUAUUAGAUCUUGGUGAUGGAGUUUUGCCUUUCGUUGAUGAUGAGCAUAUUCGGUUGCCGUUUGGGAAUUUCGUUCCAAAUGUAGAAGAACUUAUAAGAGCCGUUUUACCUGACGUCGAAACCAACUUCCAGGAUCUCGAUUGGCUAAGAGCAAGAGCUAUUCUAUGGCCUCAUAAUACAACAGCUGAUGCUACUAAUAAACAAGUGCUUGAUAUGAUUCCUGGUGAGAUAGUUUCUUUCAUGUCCAUCGAUACAAAUAAAGAUGAGAAUGAUGCAGUCAAAUAUCCACCCGAGCUACUCAACAAGCUAACACCUCCGGAACUUCCACCUCAUCUUUUGUGUUUGAAAUGUUUUCCUAAUAUACUCUGGAACUUAAUGCGAAAUUCUUCGGAGAAGACUCAUUUACUAAUUGAACGAGAGCACAGCUGUAAUUGUUUGAUCAACACGAUUCCUAGUGUUUCCUAA
Messenger RNA from Octopus sinensis (East Asian common octopus), 732 nucleotides. RefSeq lists its product as uncharacterized. Gene Ontology annotation, biological process: DNA repair; telomere maintenance. Lineage: Eukaryota; Metazoa; Mollusca; Cephalopoda; Octopoda; Octopodidae. The record is from RefSeq and is a predicted model, not a curated record. The transcript is spliced from 2 exons. Gene Ontology annotation, molecular function: DNA helicase activity. Bases 1 to 732 code for a protein of 243 amino acids.